This is a messenger RNA of Populus euphratica (Euphrates poplar), 2976 nucleotides long. RefSeq names its product transcription factor bHLH143-like. Lineage: Eukaryota; Viridiplantae; Streptophyta; Magnoliopsida; Malpighiales; Salicaceae. The record is from RefSeq and is a predicted model, not a curated record. Gene Ontology annotation, molecular function: protein dimerization activity. The transcript is spliced from 4 exons. Bases 979 to 2076 code for a protein of 365 amino acids.
CUCUUAGCACGCUUAAUUCUUUAGACAUAACCUUCUUCUCGUACUUCCACUUUUUACUGUUCCCCCCUCUUCUCUCUCUCUCUCUCUGUAAUCUUUCAGUGUUUUUAAGAUUUCCUUUUGAGUCAACUCAACUCUUUGUGCAUUUGGAUCUGAGCAAGCAAAGAUCCUACCGGUACUAUAUUUUUCACUGAAAUCUGGCCAUAUAUACAGAGUAGAUAUCUGGGUAUAACUCACUAUUGAACUGAAGGAAAACAAUAUGCCUUGGUUGAGUCCACCAGUUGACGUUUUCCGCAAAGUCAUGCGCUUGAACUUGUAUUGCAGGGUUAUUCUGUAAAUCACUUUUCUAGUGAACUUGAAUUUUUAGACUCUUGCCUUGUCAUUCUUCAAAAAAAUUGUUAAUGGGAUUGAAUCACUUUUUCAUUUUUUAUUGUGACAUUUAUAGGAUUAUCUGACAAGAUAACUAGAAAAGAAUUUAACUUCCCUUAGUUUCUCUUUUUUUCCAAUUCAAGUUUUCUGUCUCUAAAACGUCUCUUGCUCCUUUUGCUGUCAUUCCAAGUCCAGCACAUCUUAGAUCUUUGUAACAAGCUUUCCUUUGUCCUGCUUUGUAUUAUUAGGUAAUUGUUUUGUGUUGUAACCUACAUCUGGAUAGUUUGAGUUUUAAGUGGUCGAAAGAAGUUAUGGUGUGCCAAGCAGCAAGUCAAACAAGAUUUCGGGCCCUGAAAUACGAGAAUGGAAUUGCUGGAAAACCAACAAUUAUAGUUAGAGUUAUUGCAUGCUAUCGACCAUUACAGGAUUGCCAGGCUGAAUACUUCCGUCAUUUGCUUAAACCUGUCACGUAGUGCGACUCCACGUUUUUGUUAUAUUAUCAAGCUGCAAUUUGUAGUUUUUCCUUUUCCCUUUCUUAUUCCUGAAAGAAGCAGAAAUUAAUUGCACAUUGCAGAUCAAAGCAUAACUCUCGCAGGUAAUUCUUUCGGUUGGAUGGUUAAGGCUGAAGGUUCUUGGCUUUCUCCACCACAUUCUACUAGGAAAUUGCCAAAUUCACAUUGCAUGACCACAUCUUUGGAUCCUGCGCAACUACAAUGUUUGCCAGAAUGUAUGAACCCUGGCACGCGCAUGACUUCUGCAAAUAUGGCAAUGCCAGGGCUGGCAGUUUCAAGCAUUCCAAAUUUCAAGACACAACAAGGCAAUGAAGCCUACGGGUUGCCUCAGUGUUUACCCUCUAACUUCCAGAAUUUUCUUCUCGCUACAAAUCCAUAUGUCAGAGAAAAUUUGUCUGUGUUUUCUUAUGGGUUUGGUAGGGAGGGUGUGCGAAAUCCAAUCCCUGGAUGCCAGAGAAGGUUCCUUGUUUUCGAUCAGUCUGGUAAUGAACAAAGGUUGAUCUAUAGUUCCUUUGGCCCUCCUGUCCCAAAACCAACUGCAGCUGAUGCAAAGCCAAUUCCGGGUUAUUUUGACCACAACGAAUAUGCUGCAAAAAUGGACCAGACAAAGCUGAUGAAGUUGCCUGAAGUAUCAGACGAGAAUCACUUUACUAGUGAAGAAAGUGAGAUGCAUGAGGACACUGAAGAAAUUAAUGCCCUGCUAUACUCAGAUGAUGACUAUUGUGAUGAAAAUGGUGGUGGCAGUGAUGAUGAAGGUGAUGACGACGAGGUAAGGAGUACUGGUCACUCUCCCAUUCUGAUUAAAAGUCACGGGACACAAGAAGAGGUAGAGAAAAUAAUAGAGGAGGAAGCCACUAGUUCUGAUGGCCCAAACAAACGGCAGAAAUUGAUCGAUGGCGGGUACAAAAAAUCAUCACUAGUAGACACUGCUAGUUCAGUAAAAGUGGAAAGAUUUCAUGGAUACGGCGAUGAUAUGGAAUCAAACUAUGCUAAACGGCAAAGCCAAGAUGGGGAAAUGAUUUCCAUUUUGAGCAGCAAGCAAUUUAGAAAGGACAAGAUUCGUGCAACGUUGAAAAUUCUGGAAAGCAUAAUCCCUGGUGCAAAGGAUAAAGAUCCAUUGUUGGUCCUUGAUGAAGCUAUAGAUUACUUGAAGUCUUUGAAGCUCAAGGCCAAAACUCUAGGAGUGAGCUACCUUUAAGUGUUUUUCCUCCUUCCAUGUUAUCAUGUUAGCUAAAAAGUGGAAGGAAGGAAGGAAGGAAGGAUGAAAGAGGUAGAAACUCGAGAAUUCUUGGUUUGAAUGAUUGAUGGGUUUGAAAUCACUAUAUUAGCUUUUCUCAUGUGGGGGCUCUUUUUCCUACUUUUGUUCCCCAACAGCUUGUAUAUAAUGGGCCAAUAAAAGGAGAGUAGUGGUGGGAUGAUAUGGCUGUUUUGCUCGCAAAGUUGAAGAAAAAUUGCGUUUGUUUGUUGACCAUAAAUGAUUAUCUUUUAGCCUUAUUGUGGAUUAAAGGUUAACAAAAGUCACAAAGGACUUGAACGCAUGGGUUGGUUGUAGAGGUGGGCUGUGCUGGAAAUGAAGACUUCCUUUUCUUCAGUGUUGAGAACCCCCAUGGAUUUAGUGCAUGCGCGUUAGGUAUUUCGGGUCCCACAAUCCACCCUUCUCUUUUUCUUUGAUUUCAUGGCUCUUGUCCCUGUCUCUUUACCCUCACACAAAUCAUGCCGGCAUCAAACUCCUAUUAAAAAGUAGUUUAAAGAAAACUCCUGGUGUGAGAGAAAACUCCUAUUGUUGGGGUCCGCUCUUUGAUCAGAUGAUCUCAAUAAAGGCUUGUUUGUUUUCACUCAUUCUACCCUGGCUGGCACCGGUGCCCGCACAGUAUGGAGACAUGUGACCAUAGCUGUGCUGUGAAGUCCCUAAGAUGGGCUUGUCAGGUUCAUCUGUUUUAAUACUCUAGAGUGUGGAGGUGUGUUCGUAGUAGUAGUGGAGUGCUUGAGUUGAAUGUUUAUCUUUGCUGUUGUGGUGUUGUUCCUCUUGUCCUAUGUAUCAAAGGUUUUUAUGUGUCUGUAAUGGAUAAAGUGAAUAAGAUUCUGUUGUUGUGUGAUC